UCUGGAAUCUCUAUGGUCCCGGUGUCAGUGGGUGUGGGAAACGAAGUGUGAGGCCGCACGUGUGGUUCUGCCCGUCCGUGUCCCGUCACUUAUCGGUCUAGGCCGUGUCACGCUCGCACGAGAUAUACCUGCUGUACCUGAGUUUUGUGACACAAGAUGCCGAAGAAAGCGAAGGAAGUGGAGGAGUGGGAAGGGGCCGAGGACGAGACAGCGCGAACAGAAAAAGUUGUGAAGAAAGGAGUUAAGAAGGAUAAGAAGGGGAAGAAGUCUUUCUUCGAGGAACUGGCUUCGGAUGAUAAAGCAGAGAAGGAGGAACCUGCGGUGAAGGAGGUGCAGGGAAAACAGCCCCAGAAGAAGAAGAAAGACCGUCGAAAAGGCAAGGGAGGAGAGGAGGAUGACGAUGACGCUGAGGUGAUGCAGAGGCUCAAAAAGCUGUCCGUCCAACCCAGUGAUGAGGAGGACGAAGAAGUUAUCAUGCCCAGGAAAAGUGGCAAGAGAAAUAAGGGUGGGAAUAUAUUUGCUGCUCUGAGUCAGGGGCAAAGUGGUGGUGGUGGUGGUGGUGGUGAUGAUGAUGAGGAGGAGGAGGAGGAAGAGGAAGAGGCAGUGGGUGACAGAGAUGACGAUGAGAGACCAAAGAAUAAGAAAAGCAGCAAGGAUGAGGAGGGAGCGAAAAAAGGCAAGAAAAAAGAUAAGGCUAAGAGCAAGAAGACAAAGGUGGUUGAUGCAGAGGGUUCUGAAGGUGAAGAAUUAGAAAAACAGGAUGAAGAUGAGAAGAAUAAAAGCAAUAAAAAGAACAAGAAGGCAGCAGGAAAGCCGGUGAAGGUCUCUGACAACGAGGAAGAAGAGAAGGAUGAGAAAAUGGAGAAGCAGCAGCAGAGUAAGAAGGGCAAGAAGGAUCAGCCAAAGACGCAGGCUACCCGUCCAUCUCAAAACCAGGAUGACGAUGAGGAGGAGGGGGAGGAGAAGAGUAAUGGAGAGGACGUUGGCAAGGAUGCAUACGAUGAUGACAAUGGACAGGCAAAAGAGGGACCUGAGGACCCAUAUGCUAACUUGAGCAAAAAGGAGAAGAAGAAGAAGAAGAAACAGCUGGAGUACGAGAGGCAGGUGGCCAGCGUUCGGGCCCAGAGUGCUGCAGAAGGAGACUUCGCUGUGUCCCAGGCUGAGAUGUCCUCCAGACAGGCCAUGCUGGAGAACGCCUCUGACAUCAAGCUCGAGAGGUUCAGUAUAUCUGCCCACGGCAAAGAGCUCUUUGUCAACGCAGACCUGCUCAUCGUGGCUGGAAGACGAUACGGUUUGGUUGGACCAAACGGGAAAGGGAAGACCACACUGCUGAAACACAUUGCAAACAGGGCGCUUAGUAUCCCUCCGAACAUCGAUGUCCUGCUCUGCGAACAGGAGGUGAUAGCGGACGACACACCAGCAGUGCAGGCUGUGCUCAAGGCGGACACACGCAGGCUGAAGCUCCUGGAAGAGGAGCGACAGCUGCAGAGCCUGUUGGAUAAAGGGGAGGACAAUGUGACCGAGAGGCUGGAGAAGGUGUACGAGGAGCUGAGGGCGAUUGGUGCUGCUGCUGCUGAAGCCAAGGCCCGUAGGAUCCUGGCAGGUCUCUCCUUCACACCUGAGAUGCAGAACAGGGCCACAAAGAAGUUCUCUGGCGGGUGGAGGAUGAGGGUGUCACUGGCCAGAGCGCUGUUCAUGGAGCCGACGCUGCUGAUGCUGGAUGAGCCCACCAACCACCUAGACCUGAAUGCUGUCAUCUGGCUCAACAACUACUUGCAGAGCUGGAAGAAAACACUCCUGAUUGUUUCUCAUGACCAGAGUUUCCUAGACGAUGUGUGUACUGACAUCAUCCACCUGGACAACCAGAAACUGUACUACUACAGGGGCAAUUACUUGACCUUUAAGAAGAUGUACAUACAGAAACAGAAAGAGCUCCAGAAACAGUAUGACAAACAGGAGAAGAAGCUGAAGGAGUUGAAGGCUGGAGGGAAGUCCACCAAGCAAGCUGAGAAGCAGACCAAGGAAGCUCUGACCCGUAAGCAGCAGAAGGGGAAGAAGAAGGGCCAAGAGGAGGAGAGCCUGGAGGCCACUGAACUUCUCAAGCGGCCCAAGGAGUACACCGUCAAGUUUACAUUCCCUGACCCUCCACCGCUCUCCCCGCCCAUCCUGGGCCUUCACAGUGUGGACUUCGGCUACGAGGGUCAGAAAGGUCUCUUUAAGAAUGUUGACUUUGGAAUCGACAUGGAGUCCAGAAUUUGUAUAGUUGGACCCAAUGGAGUUGGGAAGAGUACUUUACUGUUGCUGCUGACCGGAAAAUUAACUCCGACUCGAGGGGAGGUGCGAAAGAAUCACCGACUGAAAGUGGGUUUCUUCAACCAGCAGUACGCUGACCAGCUGAACAUGGAAGAGGCACCCACAGAGUACCUGCAGAGGAACUUCAACCUGCCCUAUCAGGACAGCAGGAAGUGUCUGGGCCGCUUUGGCCUCGAGAGCCACGCACACACCAUCCAGAUCUCCAAACUGUCAGGAGGCCAAAAAGCCAGGGUGGUAUUUGCUGAGCUGGCCUGUCGACAACCUGAUGUGCUCAUUCUGGAUGAGCCUACUAAUAACUUGGAUAUCGAGUCCAUCGAUGCCUUGUCCGACGCCAUUAAUGAGUACAAAGGAGGUGUGGUCAUCGUGAGCCAUGAUGCACGGCUCAUCACAGAGACCCAGUGCCAGCUCUGGGUGGUAGAGGACAGUACUGUGAAUCAGAUCGAGGGCGACUUUGAGGACUACAAACGGGAGGUGUUGGAGGCGUUGGGGGAGACCCUGGCUCACAAAAGUAGGGAGUGAGAGUGGGCAGCAGAGACAUGCCAGAAAGGGCCACAAGGGUACACCAGCACAUGGGGAGCGUUUACUUAGGGGCCUAUUGUGUCUUGUCAGCCAACGAAACGCCUGGCUCUUUCCAGCACAGUAAGGGGUACACUCUCUCACGGCUCAGAAACCAAGUGGAAGGUGGGAUGUGCAGACUGAGAUGCUUCUGCACUGUUGAAUAGACACAAGAAUGCUUUACCACUGGCCCUGCAUAUACAAAGUAUUUACAGCUCUGGGCAGAGAUGUGACAGGAUCACUUCCAAGAUUCAAUUUAAGUGGAUCUUUUGCUGUAGCUAAAUGUCACACAAAAUAAAUG
Messenger RNA from Scleropages formosus (Asian bonytongue), 3169 nucleotides. RefSeq names its product ATP-binding cassette, sub-family F (GCN20), member 1 (gene abcf1). Gene Ontology annotation, molecular function: ATP hydrolysis activity; ATP binding. The record is from RefSeq and is a predicted model, not a curated record. Lineage: Eukaryota; Metazoa; Chordata; Actinopteri; Osteoglossiformes; Osteoglossidae.